AUGCCACUUUAGAAUAUUGAAAUGUACCCUUUUGAAAAUAAAUAAUACACUUUACCUGAUGUAAUUGAUAAUUAAUUAGAUGAAUAUGAUUCUGAAUACAUCAAAGGAGAAGAAUUUAGAUUUGUUAAGUUGGUUGGGAGAACUUUCAUUUUUGAUCCACUUGUUGAUCAUGUUGGAAGUUACACAAUAUAAAUAAAACUAACUGACAAAAAUUAUGACCAGAAAUAUAAAACAUUCGGAUUUAAAGUAACAGUUCACCCUCCUAAAGGAUCUAUUCUUUCAGCUAUAAAACAAUGGCAGUCGAAUUCUAGUGAAUUGCUUACUGCUAAAAUAAUCAAGAUCAAUCAAACAGGACAAAUUAAUCAGCUGUUGAUUACUAUUAUGACAUCAUCAAAAUUAAAGUUAAGUUUUCAUAAUCUUAAGAUGAAGAACCUGUCAGAUUUUAUACAACAUCAUUAUACGGUGAUAUCAUGUCAAUUCAAUUGA
Molecule: messenger RNA, 486 nt
Organism: Stylonychia lemnae
Lineage: Eukaryota; Ciliophora; Spirotrichea; Sporadotrichida; Oxytrichidae
Source: the annotation of a GenBank genome assembly